This is a messenger RNA of Mycosarcoma maydis (corn smut), 2127 nucleotides long. RefSeq lists its product as uncharacterized. The coding region runs from base 1 to 2127 and encodes 708 amino acids. Gene Ontology annotation, cellular component: actin cortical patch. Gene Ontology annotation, molecular function: phosphatidate phosphatase activity. The record is from RefSeq and is a predicted model, not a curated record. The transcript has a single exon. Lineage: Eukaryota; Fungi; Basidiomycota; Ustilaginomycetes; Ustilaginales.
AUGAGUCGUUUCCGCAUUCGUAGCAGGGCCGGCUCGCUUCUCAACUCCAGUUUCGAUUAUCUGACAAGUCGUGAUUGGCCGGCCGUCGCCGGCUCAGCGCGAGCGAAACUUCAACUUGCCUCCACUUCAGCAACUACGCCGACUCGAGACAUCAGGGCAGGUCAAGCAAGUCACUUUUCUUCCUCAACUUCGCUACCUCGUGUCAGGGACAUGUCGGGUCGCGCUGGUGUCGAAAACGUCGUCCUACUUCCCGGUUGGACUCAACGAAGGGUGGCUCGCGACCGUCACCCGCAAGGCUGGGCUACCAUCGACGCUCCCGAAGAUCUGGAAGAUGGCGAGGUUGAGCUUCACAUCUGGCUUCACGGCUUGGUUGCUAAGACGCUCCAUUCUCCCAGUAGAAGUCAGAGGAUCUUUAAUCAAAUGGCACGCCAACUCGCAGGCCUUCCCAAGAUUCAACCUCAGCCUGCCGGAUCUUCAAUUCUAGAUUCCUCUGCGGCUGCAACCUAUGUCGAAGAGCCUCAGCAGAUCGAUGGUGAUCUCUUCCUUCAAAACGACUCCCAUGGGCGGAGCCAUGAAAAUUUCUCCGAGAUAAUCGCUCGCAAGGUCAUCGAAAAGGCUGAUGAUCAAACUCUCGUGCGUCUCAUGGAGGACCUUCACGCCUUUCCCACAGACUCUGCCGCCGCCAGAGAGGCCGCAAAGGAUGCCGAUCAGAGUCCAGCCGCAGUCAGUGCUUCCAGUACUUUCUCACAGUCGCCUAAACGGACCGACACCAUGCUUUCCGGAGGCUCAGCUCAAUGGCUCACCAGGAGUCUUGACGAGGUCGCUGUCUUUCAUCAAAAUCUUUCUCGACGCUUACAGGCCUAUUGGGUCUAUAGAUCGCCUUACAAGGACGUCCACAUUGAAGUUACUCCCGUCAUUAACGGCACUGUUGCCUGUGACCAAAAGGGAAAUCGUCUCACCUUGGCCUCCACCCGUCUCACCACCGAUUCCACUGGCCAAUUUGAGCAUCGUCUCAUUGUUCCGUGGCACAUGCUGUCCUCCUUCUGUCGCCAUUUCGCCGAUCACCUCCAAGCCUCACCAGAUAAGAUAGAAGCCGUCGAAAUCAGAGCGAAAUUGCUCUCCUCGAUCGCCGAAGGCUCCGUCGAAGCUGGUUCUGAAACCACCUGGCGGCGUUGUCCCAUCCAUGAGGACCAUCCACGCCGUGUCAGGGUCAUUUCGGACAUCGAUGACACCAUUAAGCACACUGGUGUUGUUCAGGGUGCAAAACAGAUCCUACGAAAUGUCUUUGUCCUCCCCUAUCACGAAGCCGAAGUAAAAGGAAUCUCGUCCUGGUAUCAUGCCAUGGCUGAUAUGGGCGUCGGCUUGCACUACGUCACCAAUGCACCCCUCGAGCUUCAUAGUCUCGUCUUGGACUUCCUUGAGACAGUUCGGCUUCCCAUCAGCCAUCUCGUUCUUAAACACUACCCGAGUGGCGCUCGCAGCUUAUUGUCCAGCUGGCUCGAACCGGCCGGCGAGCGAAAGCGUGCCAAUGUUGUCAAAAUCCUUGACAACUUUCGGACCUCCCAGUUCAUCCUCAUCGGAGACAGUGGCGAGCUCGACCUCGAGCUCUAUUGCGCUUUAGCGGCAGAGCGUCCUGACCAAGUUCGUGGUAUUUUUAUUCGCGAUGUCAGCACUCCAGCUUCCCAGAAGGCCGAGCCUUCCGCCUUUUCCGCGGCCCCGUCUGUUGAUGGACCCACAAACAUCUCAGCUUCAACACUAGGAGGUGCUUUGCCGAAGGCUCCGCGAAGUGCAGUCACUCAGUCAACAUGGGUGCGACGCCCCGACGCUGCAGAACCGGCUUUUUUCGAUACGUCCUAUCAUCCCCCGAGAGCGCCAGCAUCAUUAGACUUGCCCGCGAAUCGAUUAACAGAUACAGCCGCACACGCAGCUCAAUCAAAUCGCGCAGUUUCUGAGCAAGAGAUCAGGCAGGCGCAGGCAUUCCAGACUCGUCUCAACAAGUCCACGAGCAUAAUUCCACGCUCCACCGUCUUCAGACUCUUCAAGGAAGGUGCCGACGUCGAGAAACAGGCUUGCCAGCUCGUUCGCGAACUACAGAAUGGCACUAGACCAGCUGAUCGGCCCUUAUAG